AGUCCUCUGGAGAAAAAGCGAGAUUUUAGCGGCAAGUUUGAUGCUAAGUGCUGUAAUCUCGGAAUUAUUGCCCUUCGACCCGCGCAGGCGCCCAUCUGACGCGGCCUCAUCACCUGAAGGUAUAUACGCCUUCGCUCCUCGUCUCUUUCCUGCACACCUGCUCUCCCGGUUCCGUCGUCAAUUCUUUUCGACGAUCACCACCCUUUCCCAGACAUUUAGCCAGAGUUUGGCCCAGCGCACAGACCAUCACCAUGCCUGACGGCUCGUACGCAACCCCCCAGCAGCGCCAGUUCAAUCCCUACACCGAGAACGGCGGCACCAUCCUCGCCAUUGCCGGCAAGGACUUCACCGUCAUCGCAGGAGACACUCGCCAGAGCGAGGGGUACAGCAUCCAGACGCGCUAUGCGCCGAAAGUUUUCAGACUAACCGACCGCGCGGUCCUCGCCGUGAAUGGCUUUGCGGCAGACGGGAACAUGUUCGUAAAGCAGGUCAAGCAAAGGCUUGAGUGGUACCGCCACGCCCAUGCAAAAGACAUGCCCCUCCGCGCCAUCGCUCGGCUCAUCCAGACCAUGCUCUACGCUCGCCGUUUCUUCCCUUACUAUGUUUACAAUAUUCUCGGAGGCAUCGAAGAGGACGGCUCAGGUGCAGUCUAUUCCUUCGAUCCCGUAGGCUCAUACGAACGCGAAGCGUGUCGAGCCGCGGGCGCUGCACAGUCACUGGUCCAGCCGUUUCUAGACAACCAGAUCUACUUUAAGAAUCAGCUCGCUGCUCCCGGGACGACGCAUCCCGCACACCUUCCGCUACCGGACGUCCUUGCCAUCGUCAUCGACUCGUUCACGAGCGCGACAGAGCGACAUAUCGAGGUCGGUGACGGCCUCGAGAUGUACGUCGUCCUCGCCAAGGGCCGCAGCGCACAAGAGCUCGCAAGCAUUAGUGGCCUCGCGGAAAUCACAACAAAGGCAGAGGGCGACCGGAUGUUCGUUAUCAAACGAGAGUUGAAGAAGGACUAGUGCACAUGUGUAUAUUGUAGACCAUCAUCCAAAUAUGCUGUAUAAUUUCGCUGACUGAAUGGCGGUCGCUUUUCUUCGCUUCGCACUCAUCUCUGAUUCGUUGCAUGCAUGGUUCACGAUUCAUAGAAUAACCGGGCUCGUCACUGCAGGCAGGUGUGUAUCAAUAGAGGUGCGCGAUGUGCGUAUAGCUAUUACAGUACUUGUGUGAUGUGAUUCCCCGAACUCAACGGCACCGACCGGAGCGCGUGGAUAUCGACUACAGUUCGG
Molecule: messenger RNA, 1277 nt
Organism: Laetiporus sulphureus 93-53
Lineage: Eukaryota; Fungi; Basidiomycota; Agaricomycetes; Polyporales; Laetiporaceae
Product: proteasome subunit
Exons: 5
Coding region: 252-1010 (252 amino acids)
Cellular component (GO): proteasome core complex
Source: RefSeq, a predicted model, not a curated record